Messenger RNA from Condylura cristata (star-nosed mole), 2787 nucleotides. It is a transcript of the gene PIGM, whose product is annotated as phosphatidylinositol glycan anchor biosynthesis, class M. Bases 71 to 1336 code for a protein of 421 amino acids. Gene Ontology annotation, cellular component: glycosylphosphatidylinositol-mannosyltransferase I complex; membrane. Gene Ontology annotation, biological process: GPI anchor biosynthetic process. Gene Ontology annotation, molecular function: alpha-1,4-mannosyltransferase activity; GPI mannosyltransferase activity. The record is from RefSeq and is a predicted model, not a curated record. Lineage: Eukaryota; Metazoa; Chordata; Mammalia; Eulipotyphla; Talpidae. The transcript has a single exon.
AGGCGGGGAGUCGGGGCCGAAUCUAGCGCUUGGAGGCCGUCGGCAGCCUGCUGAGAGCUGUGGGCGCGCCAUGGUCCUGGGCGGGCAGUGGGUCGAGUGUUGCCUACAGCUGCGAGUGUCCCCCACUGGUGUAUUCGUCGUGGCCUUUGCGGCGCGGGUGGCCCUGGUCUUCUAUGGCGUCCUGCAGGACCGCGCGCUGCGCGUGCGCUACACCGACAUCGACUACCAGGUCUUCUCCGAUGCCGCACGCUUUAUGGCGGAUGGCCGCUCCCCGUACCUGCGCGCCACCUAUCGCUACACGCCACUGCUUGGCUGGCUGCUUGUGCCGGGCGUGCAUCUGGGCGCGCUCUUUGGCAAGUUUCUCUUCAUCAGCGGGGACAUGGUGGCCGCCUUCUUGUUGUACCGCUUGUUGCGCCUCCGCGGCUUAGAUCGCCGCGGUGCCUGCGGCUACUGCGUCUUCUGGCUGCUCAAUCCGCUGCCCAUGGCUGUGUCCAGCCGCGGCAACGCCGACUCUUUGGUGGCCUGCCUGGUGCUGGCGGCCCUUUACUUGAUCGAGAAGAAACUGGUCGCCUGCGCCGCGGUAGCCUACGGGUUUGCGGUGCACAUGAAGUUGUACCCGGUCACCUACAUCCUGCCCAUCACCCUUCACCUGCUGCCGGAGCGUGGCGACUGCCCGCGGCCGACCCAGUAUUCGUUCCAGGCCAGCCUGUACGAGUUCCUGAAGCGAUUGGGCAGUCGGCCCGUGCUUCUCUUUGUGGUGGUGACUGGACUCACAUUUUUUGCCCUGAGCUUUGGUUUUUACUGUAAGUACGGCUGGGAAUUUUUGGAGCACACCUACUUGUAUCACCUCACCAGACUGGACAUCCGGCACAACUUCUCCCCAUACUUCUAUAUGCUGUACUUGACUGCGGAGAGCAAGUGGAGUUUUUCCUUGGGCAUUGCUGCCUUCCUCCCACAGUUCAUCUUGCUGUCAGCAGUGUCUUUCGCCUAUUACAGGGACCUUGUCUUUUGUUGUUUUCUUCAUACGUCUAUUUUUGUAACUUUUAACAAAGUCUGCACCUCACAGUACUUUCUGUGGUACCUCUGCCUUCUGCCCCUUGUGAUGCCGCUCGUGCGAAUGCCAUGGAAGCGAGCUGUAGUUCUCCUACUGCUGUGGUUUACAGGGCAGGCCCUGUGGCUGGCUCCAGCAUAUGGGCUGGAGUUUCAAGGAAUGAACACUUUUCUCUUCAUCUGGCUAGCUGGUUUGUUCUUCCUUCUUAUCAACUGUUCCAUCCUAACUCAAAUUAUUUCCCAUUACAAGGAGGAACCCUUGACAGAGAGGAUCAAAUAUGACUAAGAUGUCCUCCAAUAAUUCUGCUGCUUCUUUUAUGCUCUGAUGUAUGGACCAGAAGGGAGCUUUGGAGAUUUUUAAAAACGUCCCAAGCACUCGAUAGAGCUGAUCUGUUGGGAGCAUAAAACCUGUUCCAAAAGUAAUUAAAACGAAUGUUUGCCUCAUAUAUAAAGGAGGUCCACCCUCUUGGAAAUCUUAGGACUGGUUUACCUGGGACAUGAUGAGAUCUAAAGGUUAUCUAUCUGAAAAUGGGCAGGCUGAUGAAAGCUGCAGCUGCCAAAGAGGUCUGUGUAGAAAAAUAGAGGAAUAUAGUCAGAGAGGUAAGAUCUCAGCCAAUAUUUGUUCUCCUUAACAUUCUAAUGCUGUUUGAAUCAGUCUUUAUCUUUUAACCCCAACUCUUUUCAAAGCUUUCCUAAUUGCUGUGAAAAUUCAGUGUUUCUAAAGUACAACUUUUCGAUAUAAAGUAUUAAUACUACUGUGUUUAAGUUGGGAAAGUUAAUUCUGUGUAAGUGGGGUUUAUGAGAUAAAGAAUCCAGAAAGUUUAAAUAGUAAUCAUGUUUCCUGUACUUGUUUUAUAACCCAGUUUUUCAGGACUUAAUCCCCUGGUAUCAGACUACCACUUGGUUUUAUGCAAAAAGAUAAAUUUAAAUUCAACCAACUUUAAACUUGCAUCUUGCUUUUGAUGUUUGAGGUCCUCAGACUAAUAGGACCUUUAGUAGUGUUCUCUACCUGUUUUUAACUUUUUGAUUGCUAGAGUAGUAUUUUUCAUCUAGAGUUAAGGUUGUUUUUGUUGUGAAAGUGAGUAUUAGUACAUUUUAGGUGAUUAAAAAGUUAAAUUAUUAGUAAUACAUUUCCCUGCUUAACAAUAAUCCACUUAGGAAAAUAAUCCAUUUUGGAAAAUGGAGGCUUGUACAGGAACUACUAGAAGCAUAGGAAGCCUUCAACACCAGGAAAUGGCCUUGGAAAUGAGGCUUUGGUUAUCAGGUCCAUUCCCUUCCUGUUACAAUAUUUCUGGGAGAAAAUGCUUUCUGAGUUUCAAACAAGCAACCUAAAAAAAACUUAAUAUGCCCAUCUAGGUUGAGGACCCCUAACACAGUAAUAGUAUGAGUUUGAUUUUAUGACUGAGGCUUUAAAAGAUGAGUACUUUAACCUUCAAGAAAAGUUCCGGAGGAUUGGUGUAUCUCAUGUCAGUUCAUGUCAGGGGCUGAAAGUCUGCACACUGGUCAUUAUUAACAGAAGUUCCUGCAGUACUUCUUUGAUACCUUUUGGGACCUGCUACUAGAAGGGGAAGAAUGGGUGGUUUUGCAUGAGUUACUGUUGAAGUGAAAAUGAGAGCUGUUGACAGUCCUUUCUUAGAACAUCUCUUAGCACCCUGUAGGUCUUACCAUCAGGGCUGUUGGUAUAUGACUUCACUUGUGACCUUCCAGCCAUUGCAUUUUUUAAAAAAAGAUUUAUUU